Messenger RNA from Brassica oleracea var. oleracea, 990 nucleotides. Its product is annotated as asparagine synthetase [glutamine-hydrolyzing]. Gene Ontology annotation, molecular function: asparagine synthase (glutamine-hydrolyzing) activity. The record is from RefSeq and is a predicted model, not a curated record. Lineage: Eukaryota; Viridiplantae; Streptophyta; Magnoliopsida; Brassicales; Brassicaceae. Gene Ontology annotation, cellular component: cytosol.
AUUGAGGCACAGAGGACCUGAUUGGAGCGGAAUAUAUCAGAACGGGUUCAAUUACUUGGCCCAUCAACGUCUUGCUAUCAUCGAUCCUGAUUCCGGUGAUCAACCUCUCUUUAACGAGGACAAGUCCAUUGUUGUCACGGUGAACGGAGAGAUUUAUAACCAUGAGGAGCUGAGAAAGGGUUUGAAGAAUCACAAGUUCCACACCGGUAGUGAUUGUGACGUCAUAGCUCACCUGUACGAGGAGCAUGGUGAGAAUUUUGUGGACAUGUUGGAUGGAAUCUUCUCCUUUGUGUUGCUGGACACAAGAGAUAACUCAUUCAUGGUUGCUCGUGACGCGGUUGGUGUCACUUCGCUCUACAUUGGUUGGGGAUUAGAUGGAUCUCUGUGGGUCUCUUCCGAGAUGAAAGGCUUACACGAAGAUUGUGAGCAUUUCGAAGCCUUUCCUCCAGGUCAUUUGUAUUCAAGCAAAUCAGGAGGAGGGUUUAAGCAAUGGUACAAUCCUCCUUGGUUCAAUGAAUCUGUUCCUUCUACGCCUUAUGAGCCUCUCGCAAUUAGAAGCGCCUUUGAAGACGCUGUGAUAAAGCGGUUGAUGACUGAUGUCCCAUUUGGAGUUUUGCUAUCUGGUGGUCUUGAUUCUUCUCUUGUUGCAUCCAUCACUGCCCGUCACUUGGCCGGUACUAAGGCCGCUAAGCGAUGGGGUCCUCAGCUCCAUUCCUUUUGUGUCGGUCUUGAGGGCUCGCCGGACUUGAAGGCGGGGAAAGAAGUGGCGGAGUAUUUGGGGACGGUGCACCAUGAGUUCCAUUUCACGGUGCAAGACGGGAUUGAUGCGAUUGAGGAUGUGAUCUACCAUGUCGAGACAUAUGAUGUGACGACAAUUAGAGCUAGCACACCCAUGUUCUUGAUGUCCAGGAAAAUCAAGUCUCUAGGUGUUAAGAUGGUUCUUUCCGGUGAAGGUUCUGAUGAGAUCUUUGGAGGGUAUCUUUACUUCCA